CAUAUAAAGCAAACGCAAUAGAAGUUACGUGUUGAAGCCAGCCACAUACACACACCCUGCCUGCCUGCUCCUGCGCGAGGGGAAAGCCGAUUUUGAAAGAGGAACAUAAACCGAAUAUUACAGUUUCAAUUCUUAUUUACAAGAAAAUACGACAGUUAACAUGCAGGCGAUCAAAUGUGUCGUUGUCGGUGAUGGAGCUGUUGGUAAGACAUGUCUUCUCAUCAGUUACACCACGAAUGCUUUCCCUGGAGAAUACAUCCCAACUGUAUUUGAUAACUAUUCUGCCAAUGUGAUGGUUGAUGGUCGUCCAGUGAACUUAGGAUUAUGGGAUACUGCUGGUCAGGAAGAUUAUGACAGGCUGAGACCACUGUCAUACCCCCAAACAGAUGUAUUUCUCAUCUGCUUUUCACUGGUGAGCCCUGCAUCCUUUGACAAUGUGCGAGCCAAGUGGUAUCCAGAAGUUAGCCAUCAUUGUCCCAACACACCUAUCAUCUUGGUAGGAACCAAGUUGGAUCUUCGGGAAGAUAAAGAGACGGUUGAUAAGCUAGCCCAAAGGAACACCUCACCCAUCACAUACCCCAAGGGUCUACAGAUGAUGAAGGAGAUCAAUGGUGUCAAGUACUUGGAAUGCUCUGCUCUUACUCAAAAAGGCCUAAAGACAGUGUUUGAUGAAGCCAUCAGAGCGGUACUUUGUCCAGAUCAACAUAAGAAGAAGAAGAAGAACAAGGGUUGUGAUGUAUUUCUUAUCUGCUUUUCACUGGUGAGCCCUGCAUCUUGUGAAAAUGUGCGAGCCAAGUGGCAUCCAGAAGUUAGCCAUCAUUGUCCCAACACACCUAUCAUCUUGGUAGGAACCAAGUUGGAUCUUCGGGAAGAUAAAGAGACGGUUGAUAAGCUAGCCCAAAGGAAACUCAGACCCAUCACAUACGCCAUGGGUCUGCAGAUAAUGAAGGAGAUCAAUGGUGUCAAGUACUUGGAAUGCUCUGCUCUUACUCAAAAGGGCCUCAAGACAGUGUUUGAUGAAGCCAUCAGAGCGGUACUUUGUCCAGAUCAACAUAAGAAAAAGAAGAAGGGCAAGAGUUGUAAAUUAAUCUGAAGAUAUACAAGGUUGUCUAUAUACCUCAAUUUAAGUUCUUAUAUAAAUUAUAAUACAUCUGUCAUAACCGUAUACGCGUCAGGAAAUAUCACUUCACGUGAUAUAAUUAUUUUUCUACUUGAGAAAAAGUAUGUCAUUUUGAUCAAAGGGUUGUAACAGAAAUGUAUGGUGUAAAAAAAAUAUCAAGAGGUUGUAGGCCUACCUCCAUACAGCAAACUUUGUAGGCCUACUUAUGCAUAUUUUAUUUGUACUUCAUAUCUAAUUUUGGGGAUCCGUAUUUCUGUUCCAUAAUGUAACUUCAUUCUUCCAUUAUUCUUUCUUUGGUUUUUUAUGUUAUAUUACCCAGAUUUUGUAUUAUAGAAUUUGUAAGAAAAGCAAGUUACAGCUGAUUUGUUUGCCAUUUUUCUGUAUUUUACCAUGAUGAUCAAAAUUAAUACGAACUACCGGAAAGAAAGCUUCAUGCGUUAUACGUAAUGUUUGCACUUUUUGUAGAAAUAGUCAGCUGUUGAAUUUGUAUACCUUUUGAUAUUGGGGUUUGUGCGGCUAAACUUAUAUUACAUUGAAAGCAAAUGUUAGAUAUUCAUUAUCACCUGAGUAUAAUCUUGUUAAAAUAAUUUGAACAAUGUAUGAAAUGAUAAAAAUAUGUAAUCAUUAAUAAUGUAACUAUAAAGGGAAAUAAAAGGUAAAUAUGA
Lytechinus variegatus (green sea urchin) is the source of this 1785-nucleotide messenger RNA. RefSeq names its product ras-related protein Rac1. The record is from RefSeq and is a predicted model, not a curated record. Gene Ontology annotation, cellular component: cell projection; cell cortex; cytoskeleton. Gene Ontology annotation, biological process: cortical cytoskeleton organization; small GTPase-mediated signal transduction; establishment or maintenance of cell polarity. The transcript is spliced from 8 exons. The coding region runs from base 161 to 1093 and encodes 310 amino acids. Gene Ontology annotation, molecular function: GTPase activity; protein kinase binding; GTP binding. Lineage: Eukaryota; Metazoa; Echinodermata; Echinoidea; Temnopleuroida; Toxopneustidae.